Podarcis lilfordi (Lilford's wall lizard) is the source of this 4313-nucleotide messenger RNA. The record is from the annotation of a GenBank genome assembly. NCBI's taxonomy places the organism in Eukaryota, Metazoa, Chordata, Lepidosauria, Squamata, Lacertidae.
GGGCCGAAGUUCCCCCCAGGCUCCGCCUCUCUGACUCCCCAGCGCCUCCUCUGGCGUAGCCGGGCUCUGCAGCGGCCCACGUGCGCCCCCGGGGAAGAAUGGACGGCGGCUCCGCGUCCCGCCCGCUGCGCGUCCUGGUGGACAUGGACGGGGUCCUGGCGGACUUCGAAGGCGCGCUGCUGCGAGGCUUCUCCGCCGCCUUCCCCGGAGAGCCUCGCGUGGAACUGGAGCAGCGAAGGGGCUUCUUGGCGGUGGAGCAAUACCGCUCCCUGCGGGAGGAUCUGGGGGUGAGCAUCGGGAGGGCAGGCGGGCGGGCGGGGGCGCCGCUGGACGGCUCCCAUGACCCGAGCUGCUCCCGGAAGAUGACGGGGGGAAGAGGGAGAAGAGGCCCGGCGCCUUUUUGGAGAGCUCGAGUGCUAAGGCUUGCCCGAGAUCCAACGCAGCAGGAAACUUUAGAAAAACCGGCAGGGGCAUUGCGUUCCCAUUCUGCCUUUAAAACAGUUACGACAUGGGCAAAAAGUCCAAUUUCAGCUGGCAGCAAGGACGAAAAGCUGGAUCUAGUGGACUUUUACCCCUUAAAAGCUCGAGUCAGCAGCCUUGCCGCAAAGAAGAACGCGCGCUCCCCUGCCCGCCCCGUCGGUGGCAGUUAGUGACGCAGAGCAUCAAACUAUCUUCAACGCUAGAAGUUGAUAGCUAAAGUUUCAGAGCUGACCUCUAUUCCUCCACCACCCCCCAUCUCUCCUCUGUAGGUCUCAUGUGUCUUUUAAAAGUUUUGUGGUAGGCAUAUUUCAUUCCACUGGAAAAACCAUACAUGCAGAUCAAUGGAAUGAUUCAUUUCUUCAAGUUGAAACAUUAAGGCUACAAUCUUGCUUUUAAACCCAAUUGUGGAGAUUCUCUGGAUGGCGAAGAAUCAUGGGUGUUACCAAUUACAGCAGCAAAUAUAGCCCAAAAGAACAGAUGAAGGAAAAUGGAGACACAAUCCUUUGGUAGCAUCCAAAGUAACUUUGAAAUGCUGUUUUGUAGUUUGUAGGUUUCUUUUAAAAAAAGGGCUCAGUGCAACUUGCAUUAACAAUUAUAUCUUUUUCUUUACAGGAUCAACACACUCUCUUUCCACUACUAAAUAGGCUUGGAAAGUGAGAGGCUUUCCCAAAAAAGUUAUCUGAAACCAGUCACUUUUCAGCCAAGUUUCUCAGUACAAGAAAUAUCAUUUUAAACAAUCGGUUUAUAUAAACAAUCACUCCCCCAACCAUGAAAAAAUAUUGAAAUGUGAAAUAUACCUAGGAACAAGUCUUCACCAUGACAGAAACGUUAUCCAAUAAAAAGCUUGCAGGAAUAAAGCAGUCUUAGGCUGCAAUCCAAACCCCCUUUGUGCUGGGUUGGCGAGUUGGAUUUGGCAGAGGUGUCCCAGAACUCUCCCUUCUACCUGCUAAAAGAGGUGGGGGGCAUGUACUGCCAACAGGACCUCCCCCCCAGCAGCUCACAGCGCUGACCCAGGCUCUGCUGGAUCCUGAGCCAGCCCCGCUGCUGUGGCUUGAUUUGCCAGCCCACCCCAUCCCAGCUGUCAUGCAUGCAAUGGCUGUGGGAGCAGCGGUGGUCCUGCAGCUCAGUUCAACCCCUCUGCUGCCCAGCCAGGGUUUCCACGGCAGCCCCAGUGCCUUGCUCCAGAAGGCACUCCUUGACCACGUACAUGGGAUGCGGUUUUGAAAAUUAAAGCAGUUCUUGAGCCCUUCUCGGGGGGAAGAAGAGAGCCUUCUUCUAUUUUCCUCAUAGUAGAUUGAAUAUUAAGCAACUAGGUGAGCUCUGUUUAGACUAGAAGUGUAAUUCCAUGCAUCUGGUUUCAGGUGAAGGUAGCCAGUGUGUACGAGUCACCAGGCUUCUUUCUGGGUUUGGAUCCCAUUCCAGGAGCUAUCGAAGCAAUGCAGGAGAUGAUUCAAAUGCCCAAGUAAGGCCCAUUCGGAACACAGAAUGGUUUGCGAUUAGCCUCCAUGGUUUAUUUUCAUAUAGUGACUAAUAAUGCCCAUGUCUUUUCAGCACAGAAGUGUUUAUUUGCACAAGCCCUAUCCGGAAAUAUGAAUACUGCGUUCAAGAGAAGGUUGGCAAUUGUUAGCUGUCCCCUACUCUCUCUCUGUUCUGCUUGCUUACCCUGACUCCAACCUUGUGUUAAGCAGAGCCUCCCAUCAGAUUCCUUAUUUUUGCUUUUCCCUUGUUUGCUUCUAUGUUCCUCAUCUUCAAUACUAGUGGCUUAUGUGCUUCAUUGUCGAGGUGAGACUCUAUUCAUGUCCCUUCCACACCAUUGGGUUACCUGCUCUGAUGUAGAUCCCCCACCUAUGGCAGUAUUUCAGAGGCUUUGGAAUGGUAACUUGCAGGCACAAGUCAGUUGAACAGUCUAUUGCACCUUGCACUGGAAAAGGAGCAAAUGUAUUUGCUGGUUAUAAAAGUAGGAUAUGUACCCCCACGAAACACAAGCCUAUAUUUUUUAUAAUACACCCAAACCAGAAGUUACUCUUCUUUAAAAGGGGUCUAGGGUUUUGCUGACUGAAGGUCACUCCAAUUUUCUUUUAAUGCUUUAUUGAACAUAUAAAGACAGACAUAGAAUCAAAUAACGUAGUUAACAUAAAAGUUUGUCGCUGUCUAAUACAUUUUAAACUAGGUGUUCUAAACAUCGAACCGACUUCCUGUCUUCUCCAUACGUGGUCACUCCAAUUUCAUUUUAAAAUUUGGAAGCUGUGAGCUGAUCCUUUCUAAGACACUACUUCUGAUAUUUUAUAGAGACAUAAAUUUAAUUCUACAUAUGUGUGUCAUUCACACUUGGUGAGACAUGCAUAGCUUAAAUAUCUGUGAGCUACAGCCCACUUUGUCAGAUUAAUGAAGAAAACGGUCUCCUAAGUUGAUGGCCAGCUGACAUAGAUAGGAAAAUAGACUUUGUUUUGUUGAAUUCACAGUAUAAUCUAUAUAUAAUGAAAGUUUUUAUCUUACCCUUCAAUCAAAAUGAUCUUGUUAGGACAACAGAGCAGUACUGUGCUUGAGUUAAGUUAUUAGAACAUUAACAGUUUUUAAGCAGACAGACCAUGGAGUCAAAGGCCAAGACAACAGAAGAGACAACAAUAGGAAUGUGACAAUGGUGUGACAAGUAUAAUGAGCAGCCGUCAUUUGCACAUUCACAUUAAUGGUUGAGGUUUCAGUUCUAGACACAUGUAACUAGGAAGAAGACACAGUGGGGCUUAUGCCUGAGUAAACGUGCACAAGAUUGUGUUGUGAAUCUUGUAGGUAACAGAAAACAUUUGGCAUUUUUCUUGCCCUUUGGCCCAAUUUAUUUAAAUGUUUCCCCCUUUUCUGUGAAAAAACCCCCGUGAGAAUCUCUGCAUUGAGCUGGAUGACCAAAAUGUAUGAUGAUUGGAAUACCUAUGUUAACAAGAAUUUCUACCUCCUCCAGAUGCUUCAGGAAGCCACCAGCUUCUGCUCUACAAGCCUGAUUACAAAAUACAUCUUCUGCAUGUUUACUCAAAAGUACACCCCACUGCAUUCAUUCCUGAGUAUGUGUGUUCAGGAUUGCAGCCUAAGCAAUUUGCGAAAUGAGAAAAUGUCUGUCAAAGUUUGUAGAAAACAUUUCAUACCAGCUUUAUAAUUUCACGUCUCCUCUGACUCUCCUGUCUAAAUAACCAGUCAGAUGUAGUCGAGUGUUUUGGCUUCUUUGCUUUUUUGGUAAAAAGGCUGUAAUUAAAAUUCUUCUGAUACUGAUCUUUCUUCACCUGAUAGUACAGCUGGGUUCAAAAGCACUUGGGUCCCAAAUUUGUGGAGCGGAUAAUUCUGACCAGAGAUAAAACAGUUGUGUCUGCUGAUCUGCUCUUUGAUGACAAGGAUGCCGUUAAAGGUACGAGAAUGUGCAGUGCAGUUUCCAGAUCCAAAUGCUUUACUGUUGCUCCAGUGAUGAAAUGGUCGCUCUUGCAAUUUUCCAUUCUUAUUCUUCUCAGGGGUUGAGCCUAAUCCGAGCUGGGAGCACAUCUUGUUCUCUUGCUGUCAUAACAAGCAUCUAAAGCUGCAGCCCCCACGAAGGAGACUCGAGUCUUGGACUGAUGACUGGAGGACAAUACUGGAAAGCAAGCGCUCCAAGUGAUGGCUGAAGAAAGGAGCGCGUACUUCAACAGGCAGUGAAAGUGACCCAAAACACCAGCUGGUCAUUAAACCCCACUGGAAUGAAGCAAGACACCCACCCAGUGAGCCGGAUCAGACGGAAAUAUAUUUUCUAUUUGCAAGAGAGUAGUGUUUUGUCCUAAUUAAACAUCAACAAUGUGAGUUAUAAAGAUGUUAAAUCC